AGUUUCACUCGCAGUUGACAUAACUGCUUCACUGCAAGCACAAAUGUUUUUCCUUGAUUGUGGAAUACAGUGAGAUGGACACAGAAAGUUCAAGGGAGAUACAACCGUCAUUCCCUGUCGUAACACUCCCACAGACAUAUUCAUCAUCAGCCAAUCAGUGUUGAACAGACAGGUACUGUGACAGAUACCACACCUAUGACAGGCACCAGCACGUGGAGAAAAGAGUGAGAAGGUGGAGAAUAAAUACAAAGAGCCUGGGUGUAAGGAAGACUCGAGGAAAAAGUGGAAGAAAACAGGCACCGUUUCAAGAAUCUGAAUGCGAUUCAUGUGGACACUGUUGGAAAGGGCACAGAAAGUUUAGAUCACCAAGGAAACAACAUAAGAAGGACUCGCUGUCCGAGAAAAGAAGAGACACAGAAUAAAGUGUGGAGGAUGGACACAUGGCUGAAUGAAGUGCAGAAGCAUCCAGCCCUGUAUGUCUUGUUCUGUUCUGUAACCUUCAGGAUUCUUCACAGGUUCCUGCAGACUGUGCCCAGCCCCAGCAUAGUGGAAACAGACCCCUGGAGGACGUGGAAAUGGAGGAACCUCUCAGUGUCACUUGUCCAUUCACUGCUGACUGGCACUUGGGCCGUCGCCUGUGUCAUACAGCAUCCUGUGAUGGUGCAUGAAAUCCACUCAACUUACACCCCUUCAUCCUACAUGCUAGUCAUCGUCUCAUCUGGGUACUUCAUUCAGGAUGCUGGAGACAUUAUUUUUAGUGGAUACGCAAAAGCAUCUUGGGAGUUUUUACUUCACCAUGCUAUGGUGAUCUGGUGUUUCCUGUACGCCGUGUUCACACAUCAGUAUGUGGCGGGUGCAGUGGUGGCUUUAUUUGUGGAGGUGAACAGUGUGUUCCUGCACACACGUUUACUGCUCAAACUGGCUAAGGUGGCCCAUAACUCUUUCAUCUACACCGUUAAUAAACUGUUGAAUGUGGUGACUUACGUGACCUUCCGGCUUGGAGCACAGUUUUACCUCACCUGGUACCUCAUACAUCACUACUCGACAUUGGAUCAUGCUCUCUACUUCCUGAUAACCAUGAUGCUCAUGAACAUCAUGAUUCUCAUCUAUUUCUACCGCCUCCUCCGAACCGACUUCUUCAACAAGCGUCGUCCUCACAACAGUGCUCCUAAAUUUGCUGAGGACUGAACUAACAGAUGCUGAUGUCUAUCAGUCCAUAAACCAAAGACUGAAUUCAAGUGACUGUUAACAACAUUUAUCCAUAGGAUAUCUGUUCUGAACAGAUAAACCUCACCAGAGACGGUCUGACGCCAAUCAGAGACAUUUAAAACAUGUUAGAAUAAAACAUUUAUUUUUAAUUUUUUUAAAAAAUGUUUAAAACUUAAACUCAAUAAACAACUUUAAACUCAA
Ctenopharyngodon idella (grass carp) is the source of this 1410-nucleotide messenger RNA. It is a transcript of the gene tlcd1, whose product is annotated as TLC domain containing 1. The coding region runs from base 433 to 1188 and encodes 251 amino acids. Lineage: Eukaryota; Metazoa; Chordata; Actinopteri; Cypriniformes; Xenocyprididae. Gene Ontology annotation, cellular component: plasma membrane. Gene Ontology annotation, biological process: regulation of membrane lipid distribution; membrane assembly; plasma membrane organization. The transcript has 4 exons. The record is from RefSeq and is a predicted model, not a curated record.